AUGAGUAUAUUUCAUCCAUUUCAGAUUCCACAACAGUAUAGUUAUUCCUAUGAGAUAUUGUUAGACAGUCUGCUUACUGGUUUGAGUACUGAUCUGGAGAAAGUUAGAUCUAUUUUUAUCUGGCUGGGUAGUCAGAGAAUUAAAUAUUUGGACGAUGUUAUGAGCGACAUUAAAACACCUUUUGGCUACAUGCUUUAUAUGAAGAAUGGAAAUGGAACAUUCGCCGAAUUUUUCGCACAGCUUUGCAGAUUUAUAAAUAUACCAUGUGUUAUUGUACGAGGUAUUGCUAAAGGGGCACGAUAUGAGGUUGGGGAUGACGAUCUAUAUGACUCGAGAAGUAUCUGGAAUUGUGUUUUUAUAGACGGGGAAUGGCGAAUCAUCCACUGUCAUUGGGCUUUCACUGGUCUUGUUGGAUACAACCAUGGGAGAUGGACAACUCUAGAAGCGGAAAGUCGUGGAAUGAUCGAUCACCAAAAACCAUCGGGUGGUUAUCAAGUCUUUGGAAUUGAUGAAUUUUACUUUCUUACCGAUCCUGACGAAUUUUGUUACUUUUGUUUACCAAAUGAAGAAAUGAAAAGAUGGCAGUUAAUGGAGAAUCCGUGGACAUACCAGAAAUUCGUCUCCGUGCCGUUCCUGCAUGAAUCCUUUUUUCUUUAUGAGAUGAAUUUAAUGUCCAGAGAAAAAGGGGUGAUUCAAGCACCGGACGGGCAGGUACCUUCCCAGGGACAAGCAAUAGACGUAUACAGCAGAGGCGUACAACAGGGUUUGAUAAGUGAAAUCCUUAAUUAUAGACGACCAAUCAGAAUAAUCCAUGACAUCAUGAAAGCAACAUUUAUUUUAUUGGGAGAAGAAGAAGAAAAACUAGAGGUAAACCUUUUAAUUUAUUAG
Patella vulgata (common limpet) is the source of this 888-nucleotide messenger RNA. RefSeq names its product lim and transglutaminase domain protein ltd-1. The transcript has 3 exons. The record is from RefSeq and is a predicted model, not a curated record. NCBI's taxonomy places the organism in Eukaryota, Metazoa, Mollusca, Gastropoda, Patellidae. Bases 1 to 888 code for a protein of 295 amino acids.